UUAUAUUCAUUUAUUUUAUAUUUAAUGUGCUAGUAGCAUUUAUUACUUUUAUUCCUUCCUUUGCACAACUCUUUUUUUCUUUAAUUUCCCAUCAAUUUCUCUCUAUAGUCUUUCUUCUUCUCUGCAAAAAAAAAAAAAGUAAAGACCAAGUCUUUAAAAAGGUCAAACAAAAAUUCAAGAAGAAGAUGGGUAUUCCAAGAAUAGUAAUGGGUGUUGAUAAUUUAAGUGAAAGAGCAACAAUGAUGAGAGAAUCAGUACAAAAAAGUCAGUCAAUUACAGAUAAUAUGGUUUCUAUUUUGGGUUCUUUUGAUCAUCGUCUUUCUGCUCUUGAAACUGCUAUGCGUCCAACACAGAUUAGGACUCAUGCUAUCCGGAAAGCUCAUGAGAAUAUCGAUAGGACUUUGAAGGCUGCGGAUGUUAUACUGUCCCAAUUUGAUCUUUCUCGUCAGGCGGAAGCGAAAAUACUUAAAGGCCCACACGAGGACCUAGAAAGUUACCUUGAAGCAAUUGAACAACUGAGAAACAAUAUUCGCUUCUUCAACAACAACAAAAGCUUCAAGAGUAGUGAUGGAGUGCUCAACAACGCAAAUAGUUUACUUGCUAAGGCUAUUUCAAAGCUUGAAGAGGAGUUUAAGCAGCUCUUGUCGUCUUACAGCAAACCUGUUGAACCGGAACGUCUUUUUGAAUGCCUUCCAAAUUCAAUGCGACCAUCAUCUGGAUCACCAGGAGAACAGGACUCUAACAGUAAGCACCAUAAUAAUGGAACAGAUAAUACCGUCUAUACACCACCAACUCUUAUCCCUCCAAGGAUCUUGCCGCUACUGCAUGAUCUAUCCCAACAGAUGGUUCAAGCUGGUCAUCAACAACAGCUGGUAAAAAUAUACAGGGAUACACGUUCUCCUGUUCUGGAAGAAAGUCUUCGCAAGUUGGGAGUGGAAAAACUUAGUAAAGAUGAUGUUCAGAAGAUGCAAUGGGAAGUUCUCGAAUUUAAAAUUGGCAAUUGGAUUCAUUUUAUGCGGAUUGCUGUCAAAUUGUUAUUUGCUGCGGAGCGAAAAGUUUGUGAUCAAAUGUUUGAAGGAUUUCAGCAGCUCAAAGAUCAAUGUUUUGCUGACGUUACUACUGGGAGUGUUGCUGUGCUGCUUAGUUUUGGUGAUGCAAUUGCCAAAAGCAAAAGAUCACCUGAGAAGUUGUUUGUGCUUCUAGAUAUGUACGAAAUAAUGCGGGAACUUCACUCAGAGAUUGAAUCACUUUUUAGAGGUAAAUCUUGCAACGAAAUCAGGGAAUCUGCCUUUGGUUUGUCAAAGCGACUUGCUCAGACAGCCCAAGAAACCUUUCGUGAUUUUGAAGAAGCUGUGGAGAAAGAUGCAACCAAAACUGCCGUCUCAGAUGGAACUGUCCAUCCUUUGACGAGCUAUGUGAUUAAUUAUGUGAAGUUCCUGUUUGACUAUCAAUCAACAUUGAAACAAUUAUUCCAAGAAUUUGAAAAUGGAGACUCAAAUCAACUUGCUGCUGUCACAAUGCGCAUAAUGCAGGCUCUUCAAACCAAUUUGGAUGGGAAAUCUAAGCAGUAUAAGGAUCCAGCUCUGACUAACUUGUUCCUUAUGAACAAUAUUCACUAUAUGGUCAGAUCUGUUCGCAGGUCUGAAGCCAAGGAUUUAUUGGGUGAUGAUUGGGUUCAAAGACACCGUAGAGUUGUACAGCAACAUGCAAAUCAAUAUAAAAGAAUUGCUUGGGCAAAGAUUCUGCAAUGCCUCUCGAUUCAAGGGCUAACAUCAUCUGGGGGCAGCAACCCUAUGGGUGUAGAUGGACAAAAUAGUAGUGGAGUUUCAAGAGCGCUUGUAAAAGAAAGGUUGAAGACGUUCAAUAUUCAAUUUGAGGAGCUUCAUCAAAGACAAAGUCAAUGGACAGUCCCAGACACCGAAUUACGAGAGUCAUUGAGGCUUGCAGUUGCUGAAGUCUUACUGCCUGCGUACAGAUCUUUCAUCAAGCGCUUCGGGCCCAUGGUUGAGAAUGGUAAGAACCCCCAAAAGUAUAUCAGAUACUCGGCUGAAGAUCUUGAACGUAUGCUUGGUGAAUUUUUUGAGGGCAAGACAUUGAAUGAACCAAAACGGUGAACCUCAGACUACAAAAGGUUCUGCAUUCCGCACUAUUUCUUUGCUGAUUCGUGACGCAGUUGUUACCUGAUUGAGUUCUUUCCCCAAGUUGAUGGUGGCCCUCGGGUUCUUUGUUUACUAUUUCCAUGUGUAGUAUCUGCAGGUUGCAUGAAAAGUUUUAGGAAAUAAAAGUGACGAGUAUAUAGGGAUGAGUACCUUAAAAUUUAGUGCUUCUUUAACGUCCUCUUGUAGUUCUAGUGUUUAACGUUGAAUGUAACGUUUUGUAUAGCAAAAGGUCAUUGUUAUUCGUUCAUGUUAAUUUUUUUCAACCUUAUUACAAGAGAUUUUUUUCUUUUUUCCCCACAUUUUCUUAUAAGUAUUUCCACAUUUGUUUGUAUAUUUGAGUUAUUCUACUAUUGAAGUAAUGCUAACUGGGUUCUGACAGUUGGUGUUUUUUCCUGA
Messenger RNA from Lycium barbarum (goji berry), 2555 nucleotides. Its product is annotated as exocyst complex component EXO70A1-like. The record is from RefSeq and is a predicted model, not a curated record. The coding region runs from base 186 to 2114 and encodes 642 amino acids. Gene Ontology annotation, biological process: exocytosis. Gene Ontology annotation, cellular component: exocyst. The transcript has 12 exons. NCBI's taxonomy places the organism in Eukaryota, Viridiplantae, Streptophyta, Magnoliopsida, Solanales, Solanaceae. Gene Ontology annotation, molecular function: phosphatidylinositol-4,5-bisphosphate binding.